AUGGGUUCUCAGAAUCUCGCCAAUCUAACCCUGGGAGGAGGUGAUCCUCGCGAGGGCGAGAAAAAUCCUGCUCUCUUUGCUCUUGACAACGGGCACGAAGCUCCUACAGAUACCGCAGUCGGGUUCAGCAUUGAAGCAGCACUGGUUCACAACGACCCUGACGUCUUGUUUGAAGAAUACCUCCACUACGCUGCCAUAACUCGUGCCGAGGAGAGAGAGUAUGAAAAGCUCGUGGAAAAGAAUCCGUUCACGUUCAAGGGCAUCAUCAAAAGUCGAUUCUCCACUGGACACAAACAGACCUUCGAAGGUGACGACAACCCGGAUGGCCGUAUCAUCACGUACAGAAACGCUGCCGAAGUCACUGAUCUGGAUUGGAGACGUGCCUCUCGUGCUACAAGGACAGCUACUUGGACUUCGGCCUUCUUCCUGAUCACUACCGACAUUCUCGGUCCCACAGGUGCUCCUUGGGCUUUUGCAAACACUGGAUUCGGCCCCGGCGUCGCUCUUUACACCGUUUUCGGUGGCCUCGCUGCUCUUUCUGGUUGGUAUGUCUACCUGACUUUCUUGAAACUGGAUUCGGAUCGCUACCCUAUUCGCGAUUUUGGGCAAGCUUUCUUCCGAGUGUUCGGCGCUCCCAUGCGCCAUCUCGUCAACAUUCUCCAGACUCUCCAAAUGUUCCUUCUGGUCGCUGUAUUGAUCCUCAACAACGGUGGUGCCAUCUCCGAGAUUUCAAUCGGAGACAAUGGCAAAAACGGCAAUGGUCUUUGCUUCAUCGUCUGCCUGUUGAUUCUUGGCAUCCUAGGAGUCGUCCUCGGGCAGAUCCGUACCCUUCAGCGCUUUGGUUGGCUUGCUAAUCUGUCUGUCUGGACCACUGUCAUCUGCGCCUUCAUGGCCAUUGGGGCCAGUGCUACUUCACCACCCAACUAUGCAGUUAUGUUUAGUACGUUCGGCGGAAAGGGCACAGCAUUUGGCGACACCAACUUCCCCGGUGGCACAGUCGAAAGCCAUAUCCCGAUCAAGACAUUCGGCGGUACUCCCCCUUACGGCUAUCAGUCAGGUGGUACUGGAUUUCUGGGCAGUUUCCAGGGAAUAGAUCAAAUUAUCUACGCGUACGGUGGUGCCAUGUUGUUCUUCAACCUUCUCGCAGAAAUGCGCAAUCCAUGGGACUUCUGGAAGGGCAUGAUGGCGGCGGAUAUCUUCAUCUACAUCGCAUACAUGUUCUUCGGCCUAUUCCAAUAUGCUUACCAAGGGCAAUACACUUACAACACUGCCAUUCAGAGUGUUGGCUCAUACGGUCUCCAGACUGCUGGAAACAUCUUGUCCAUCAUCGGCGGAAUGAUCGCUGCCGCGCUCUAUGGCAACAUCGGCAUCAAGGUCAUCUACAGCAAUGUCCUCAUGGAGCUUUUCCACUUCCCACCGCUUACCGCCAAGGCCGGCAAGAUCAUCUGGGUGGUCGUCGUACCUGUUUACUGGGCUCUCGCAUUCGUGGUUGCCGCCGCCGUGCCUUUGCUCGGAGACUUCAGCUCGCUCGUCGGCGCCCUCUGUAUCGGUAACUUUACUUACACCUUCCCUGCGCUGCUUCGUAUCGGCGUUACGAUCAAGACAGCUGCUAUGUUGCCAGAAGAGAAUUUCGACGAAGCGACGGGCAGGUAUCAUCGCGUUGACGGCGGUAUCAAGAGAUGGAUGCGCGGAUACAGGAAGACCUUCUUCGUCACAACUCUCAACAUCAUCUACUUCCUUGGUGCAUUGGUUGUCUGUGGUCUGGGAUGCUAUGCUGCCAUCGAGGCUUUGAUUACUGCGUUGUCGGGUGGUAGUGUUACUACUUCUUUCAGCUGCAAGUCUCCUUAUGCUGCUUAG
Molecule: messenger RNA, 1857 nt
Organism: Aureobasidium namibiae CBS 147.97
Lineage: Eukaryota; Fungi; Ascomycota; Dothideomycetes; Dothideales; Saccotheciaceae
Exons: 2
Coding region: 1-1857 (618 amino acids)
Source: RefSeq, a predicted model, not a curated record